Stomoxys calcitrans (stable fly) is the source of this 1594-nucleotide messenger RNA. Its product is annotated as opsin Rh1-like. Gene Ontology annotation, molecular function: G protein-coupled receptor activity. Bases 223 to 1338 code for a protein of 371 amino acids. The transcript has 6 exons. Lineage: Eukaryota; Metazoa; Arthropoda; Insecta; Diptera; Muscidae. Gene Ontology annotation, biological process: phototransduction; visual perception; G protein-coupled receptor signaling pathway. Gene Ontology annotation, cellular component: membrane. The record is from RefSeq and is a predicted model, not a curated record.
AAGACAUUAAACGCAAGUGAGUAAAGACCAUUUAAAGCUGACAGGUCGCCUAGCCAAGACUAAAUUCGGUGCAGCAAUUUUAGCCACUACAUCUACAUGAAGAAAAAGGAAUCGCUAAAGGAUAUGAGAUUUUAUUAGAAAAUAAAUUGCUUAUCUUCGCCAAUAGUACAGCGUUGUAAAUAGAAGAGGUAUAUUUUUUGGAUUUUUAUUUUAGUCAACAAAAUGGAAGGAUUUGCGCAACCUCCGGUGGGACCGUAUUUUUCUGCUCUAGCAAAUGGUUCGGUAACAGAUAAGGUUACACCCGAUAUGGCCCAUUUAGUGCAUCCCUAUUGGAAUCAAUUUCCACCCAUGGAUCCAAUGUGGAAUAAAAUUCUCAUGUGGUUUAUGAUUCUCAUUGGCAUCAUAUCAUGGUGCGGUAAUGGUGUGGUCAUCUACAUUUUUUCCACAACGAAAUCCCUGCGCACACCCGCCAAUUUGUUGGUUAUAAAUUUGGCUUUAUCCGAUUUUGGUAUUAUGAUCACCAAUACCCCAAUGAUGGGAAUUAAUUUGUUCUAUGAAACCUGGAUAUUGGGUCCACUGAUGUGUGAUAUAUAUGCUGGUCUGGGUUCGGCGUUCGGUUGCAGUUCCAUAUGGUCCAUGUGUAUGAUCUCUUUGGAUCGUUAUAAUGUUAUAGUGCGAGGUAUGGCAGGUCAGCCCAUGACUAUCAAAUAUGCCAUCUUCAAGAUACUGUUUAUUUGGUGUAUGGCGAGCAUUUGGACAUUUGCCCCAGUGCUGGGCUGGAGCAGAUAUGUACCCGAGGGCAAUUUAACAUCAUGCGGCAUUGAUUACUUGGAGCGUGACUGGAAUCCGCGUUCUUAUCUGAUUGCCUAUAGCAUGUUUGUGUAUUAUACACCAUUGUUCCUGAUAUGCUAUUCCUAUUGGUUUAUCAUUGCGGCUGUCUCGGCUCAUGAAAAAGCUAUGCGUGAACAAGCCAAGAAAAUGAAUGUUAAAUCUCUGCGUUCAUCCGAAGAUGCCGAGAAAUCGGCCGAAGGGAAAUUAGCUAAAGUUGCCUUGGUAACCAUUAGCCUGUGGUUUAUGGCCUGGACUCCUUAUUUGGUUAUCAAUACUUUGGGAGUUUGGAAAUAUGAAGGUCUAACCCCUCUGAACACAAUUUGGGGUGCCACCUUCGCCAAGACAGCAGCUUGCUACAAUCCCAUUGUUUAUGGUAUAAGUCAUCCAAAGUAUCGUAUUGCAUUGAAAGAAAAAUGUCCCUGCUGUGUCUUUGGCAAAGUUGAUGAUGGCAAAACCAGUGAAGGUCAAUCUCAAGGCACAGCCAGUGAAGCAGAAUCGAAGGCUUAAAUAACUCGAUUAUCGCGGCAAACUCAAAUGGAAAGGCAAUAAUUAGGGCAAUAUUUAAUACUUAGCGAUUACUGAAAGAUGGAAAAUUCCAACAAAAAAAAAGAUGUGUGUUGUAUAUUGUUAUAGGUGCUAUAUCCGAUAUUAUAUAUAUUUUACGAUUACAUUAUAAACGUGCAAUGUCAUUAAAGACGAAAAAUUACAAAAAAAAAUGAAACAUGAAAUAAUAAAGAACGUGCAUACAUACGUUUAUGUAGUA